AUGCCACAAUUCCAGAAAAAUUCAGUUCGCAUCAAGAAUCCUACAAGAGUAGAAGAAAUUAUCUGUGGUCUUAUCAAAGGAGGAGCUGCCAAACUUCAGUAGUUCAGGACUUUCCUGGUGGCACCGUGGUUAAGAAUCUGCCUGCCAAUGCAGGGGACACAGGUUUGAGCUCUGGUCCGGGAAGAUCCCACAUGCUGCAGAGCAGCUAAGCCCGUGCGCCACAACUACUGAGCCCGCACACCGCAACUACUCAAGUCUGCACGCCCUAGAACCCAUGCUACACAACAAGAGAAGUCACCGCAAUGAGGAGGCCGCGCACCGCAAUGAAGAGUAGCCCGUGUGCCGCAACUAGAGAAAGGCUGCGUGCAGCAACGAAGACCCACUGCAGCCAAAAAAUUUUUUUAAAUAAAAUAAAUCAUAGUAGUUCAAAGUAAAAUGUAACUUUAUUAGGAGAUAGAUAACUUUUUUUUUAAUUCUUUCCUUUUUUUUUAAAGGAAUGUUUUAUGUGUAAAUUAAAUCAACAGUCUGGAUAUUCAGUAAAAACUUACUCUUUUUUUUAAACAUUUCUGAAAAAAUAUUUAGCCCAGUCUCCUAAGUUUCAAGAGUUGGUAAACUGUUGCUACGUAUCAUUCAUUCAUUGGUAGAGUUUACCUAAAUAGACAAGUUAACUCAAGAAUGUAACAGUUUCAAUAAUGAAAAGCUUCAUAUAGUUUGCUUCCACUGCAUUUUUGUACAUUGACCAAGUAGGUUGAAAUUGUGCAAUGUUUUAUUGCUGUCAGGAAUAGUAACCAUAUUACCUGUGAGUGCAAAUUCCUAUACCGAUUAGUCAGAUUUUAUUUGGCGACAGUGCUGGGGCACUUAAGGUUCACCUUGUAGUUAUGGAAAUUCUCAGGACUUGAUAUAUGAACUGCAUUAGAAAUCUCAGUGUAGACCGAAUAACCUACAGUGGAGGGCAGGGAUGGAACACAGUCUUAUGCCUCUAGGAAAUGUGCAUUAAGUGUCUGGCCUUGGUGGCUGUAAUUUCAUAAUGCCUUUUUCCCUUUUCUUACAGAUAAUAACAGACUUUGAUAUGACACUGAGUCGAUUUUCCUACAGAGGGAAAAGAUGCCCAUCAUGUCAUAAUGUCAUUGACAACUGUAAGCUAAUUACAGAUGAAUGUCGAGAAAAGUUACUGCAACUAAAGGAAAAGUAUUAUGCUAUUGAAAUUGAUCCUGUUCUUACUGUAGAAGAGAAGUACCCUUAUAUAGUAGAGUGGUAUACUAAAUCACAUGGUUUGCUUGUUGAACAGGCUUUACCAAAAGCCAAACUUAAAGAAAUUGUGGAAGAAUCUGACAUUAUGCUCAAGGAAGGAUAUGAGAAUUUCUUUGAUAAGCUGCAACAGUACAGUAUUCCUGUGUUCAUAUUCUCAGCUGGUAUCGGUGAUGUACUAGAGGAGGUUAUCCGUCAAGCUGGUGUUUAUUAUCCAAAUGUCAAAGUAGUGUCCAACUUCAUGGAUUUUGAUGACAGUGGGCUGCUCAGAGGAUUUAAAGGAGAACUAAUUCAUGUGUUUAACAAACAUGAUGGAUCCUUGAAGAAUACGGAAUAUUUCAGUCAACUAAAAAACAAUAGCAACAUAAUUCUGCUGGGAGACUCCCAAGGGGACUUAAAAAUGGCAGAUGGAGUAGCCAAUGUUGAACACAUUCUGAAAAUUGGAUAUCUAAAUGAUAGAGUGGAUGAGCUUUUAGAAAAGUACAUGGACUCUUACGAUAUUGUUCUAGUAAAAGAUGAAUCAUUGGAUGUAGCCAACUCUAUCUUACAGAAGAUUCUAUAAACAAGCAUUCUUCAAGAAGACCUCUCACCUGUGGGUACAAUUGAUGCAAGAGCUGCUCAUCUGUUCAUCUUGUUAAAAGAUUUUAUUUAUAAUAUAUUCUUGAUCUUGAAGUUUUUCCUCUAUAUUACUGAAGUAUUUUCAGAUUUAUCGAAUCCAUCAACUGGAAGCUCCUUUUUCUCCAUCUCUCUCAACACACUCCUCACUAUAUUUUUUAACAGAUUAAAAAAAAACUUAGAGCAAAAAUUUGAAGAAUAACUCCCUACAUUUCCAUAGUGAAUUUUGUAGCUGAAUGUUAUUAUGACAUUUUUGAGAAGUCUUUUUACAUUGGGAAAGUUUGUAGACGUUUAAAAAGUUUUAUGAAAUGGUGAAAUAACAUGCAUGAUUUUAAGUGUUGUCAUUUUUAUAAUUUGGGUGAAUUAUGCUGAUGGUAUUAACCAUCUCCUAAAAUUGUGUUACGUUUGGUUAUUUUGUUCGGUGAAAAUCGAUACUUACCAAAAAAUAUUGGCAUUUGAUGUUUGAAAAAAAAUCUAUUGGUAUCUACAUGCCACUAAUCAUUACAAAAUGUUCUAUAUUGAAGCACUGAUGAUAAAAAUGAAAUGAAAAGCC
This is a messenger RNA of Globicephala melas (long-finned pilot whale), 2416 nucleotides long. The record is from RefSeq and is a predicted model, not a curated record. Lineage: Eukaryota; Metazoa; Chordata; Mammalia; Artiodactyla; Delphinidae.